AUGAAGUCCAAUCAGGAACGAAGUAAUGAAUGUUUGCCCCCAAAGAAGCGGGAGAUUCCUUCCUGCACAUUACCAUCAGAGUGCCACUCAUCCCCCACUAUGCUGCCCCCUAGUGAUCCUCCCCGCUCAGAGAGCCUGCCCUGGCUUUUAAGUGGUAAUGGUGAAGGGCUGAAGCGUGGCAAGGAUACCUUCCUCUCCUCGUCCUCAGUCAGGCCAGUCUCGUCACACCCCACACUCUACACAUCUCCCCAAAGCACCGCUGCAGGAACGGUCCAUUACACACAACUGCCUCCAAACCUGCAGUUCAUCACCUCCCCGUACCCCACCUCGUACCCUGGCUACAUUUCCCCCCAGAUAUUCCCCCCUCCUCCGCCCCCACCGCAGAGACUCGCCCACUCCGACAGACCGCACCUCACUCACACAGACUCAACACACACCAAACAAGAGCGCUCCAACGCACGCACCUCCAUGCCCCCACCCUCCACAGACUCUGUUGCACCACACCACUUCCAUCACAGAACGGCAUCUUCUGCUCACCACCAAGGAGCUUCUCACCAUGCAUCCCAUUCACUGCACUCCCAGCAUGCAAUGGGGCACAGCAUGUCUCAAGUUUUGUUGCAGUAUGCUGAAGGGCCCUCUCGAAAGGACGAAGGGGGUUCAAGAACUCGAGAGCUGCAUAAUGGCGAGCUUGAACGGGGUCGGCGGUUUGAGUCAAAGUCUGGGAACAAGAUGCGUGACUCGUAUGAAUCCCAUCAACGUGUUUCAUCUAUAGACUUUACUACCCAUGAUCCUUCAGGGCACAGAAUAUCCAGCAUACUUAUGCCCAACAGCCACGGUGACCACUCUCUGUCCAGAGCUAGCCCUGAUAAGUAUUUAUCUUCACAAAUGGAAAGAGGUAGCAUUCUAUCGGGAAAACCGGUCAGGCCCCCCUCAUCGUGCAGCAACACGUCUACGUUUACGUUUCCAGCCCCACCCCCUCCUAUUGUGGGCAGUCCUAAGCCCCCACAGACUGUGAUCCAGACGACACACAGCUCCACAGAAUCACUGUCCCUCGGCCUGCCCUUCUCCCAGCAGCCCAUCAUCGGGUACCUUGCAGGGACUCAGCACUGCCUCCCUCAACACUUGCUCAUUCCUGGUGCCCAGCCUGUCAUCAUCCCUGUGAGCGGGGCAGUCACUUCUCUGGAGACUUCCCAGGUCGCCUCAUCCACCCAUGCACCUUUCCCCGCCAAGAGUGACCCUCUGGGUUUGUACCAGGCUGCGACUGGUGCUGUGGUUCAGGGACAGUUACAUCUCCCCAUCAUACCUGCGUCUCCAGGACUGGUCACUUCCUCCGGGCCCCCUCCUUCUCCCUCUGCAUCCAACGCUCCAUUACCCCAUGCGCUGCCUCCAUACUUCAUCAAGGGCUCCAUCAUCCAACUGGCCGACGGGGAGCUGAAGCGUGUGGAGGAGCUGAAGACCGAGGAUUUCAUCCAGAGUGCAGAGAUCAGCAGUGAACUCAAGAUCGACUCCUCCACCGUGGAGCGGAUCGAGGGCAGUCGAACCUCUCCCAACCUCGCAGUGGUGCAGUUUGCUGUGGGCGAGCACCGAGCGCAGGUGAAUGUGGAAGUCCUGGUGGAGUAUCCCUUCUUCGUCUUUGGCCAGGGCUGGUCUUCUUGUUGCCCCGAUCGGACAACGCAACUUCUGGAAUUGCCUUGCACUAAACUGUCUGUCGGCGACGUCUGUAUCUCUCUCACUUUGAAAAACGUGAGGAACGGCUCUUUAAAGAAGCCCGGAGAGCUCGCCACACUGCCUCUCAAACCCCAAAACCACCGCUCAGGCCAGAAGGAGAACGGAAUCAACCAGAGAGGGAGCAGCGGUACUGUUGAGAACGGAGAGGUCCCGCUUGGAGACAGACAAGGCCAAAGCGACGAUAGUUCCAGGAGGAAAUCCAGCGGCCGGAAGAGGAGGUGGUCCGCUCCGGAGGGCCGUAAAGUGGAGCGAACGGAGGAGGAGCCGCCUGCUACUCUGCCCAAACCCAACUUCAUUCCUCACGAGGUCAAAGUCAGCAUCGAAGGGAGGUCCAACAUCGGCAAGUGA
Messenger RNA from Knipowitschia caucasica, 2076 nucleotides. The record is from the annotation of a GenBank genome assembly. Lineage: Eukaryota; Metazoa; Chordata; Actinopteri; Gobiiformes; Gobiidae.